This is a messenger RNA of Gilbertella persicaria, 3377 nucleotides long. RefSeq names its product armadillo-type protein. The coding region runs from base 89 to 3286 and encodes 1065 amino acids. The transcript has 10 exons. Gene Ontology annotation, biological process: protein dephosphorylation. The record is from RefSeq and is a predicted model, not a curated record. Lineage: Eukaryota; Fungi; Mucoromycota; Mucoromycetes; Mucorales; Choanephoraceae. Gene Ontology annotation, molecular function: protein phosphatase regulator activity.
UUUUUUUUUUCUCUCUCACUUUUCUCUUUUCUUUACAUCAUUUUAUUUUCUUUUUGCUAUCUUUUUCACUGAACAAAAGAAAAAAGCAAUGGCAGAUCUAGGUUUUUAUGACUUUUCAGACAAACGAGAUGAGCAAGAAAGGAACAACAAUAUGAAAGAAACAAUAGCAGUAGCCAUUGUAGCACAUACCGAGGAAAGCAAAGAUCAUAAUGAUAUAGCGGUACUUGAACAAGACAGUCAGAACGAAGACCAACUUCCGCCUUACACAGAACAAGACCAGUCUGUAGUUUUACUUCAGGGUACUGAAUAUCAACAAAGCAAGAGAGAAGUCAUUGAUAAUUUUGAUCUCUUCCAAAACAAUGAAUCAAUCAUGACAGCAGAAGAUGCAACAUCAUCGAUUACAGCAGGCGGAGAGGAUAAAGAAGAGGAAGAAGAGGAAGAUCUGUUAAUGAGUAGUCUAUUACUUUCUCCUUUAGAGAAACUCGUCAAGUUUAGCCAGAGUGCCCUCGUCUUACAAAGGUUGGUUGUGGCACGAGAAAUUUCAGCUUUGCUUUCUGAAGCUAGUGCUCAAGAAGCAGUGAAUUUAGUAUUGCCCAUCAUUUUUCGACUAAGCAUAGAUACAGAUGAUGCAGUAAAAGAGUCCCUUGCUGGAGAGUUGGAUAAGAUCAUGCAUUUUUACUAUAUGAAUGCACCACCCUCAUUCAACAAAGAAGAUGACAACAAGCCACAUAUGCCACAAAAUACCUUUGCGCCCAUGAUCAUUGAUUUUCUAUUGGAUCAAAAUACUACCCUUGCUUCCAUCACACAACAAUCGGUAGUUGCAGUUGCAACAGAAUUAGCAGACACACCAAAAGACUCGGAUAGAUAUCGGCUUAAUCAUGACAUUUUGAACUAUGAAAUCUUUGAUGGUAUUGUAGUACAAUUGAUCCACAUUUUCAAAGGCAAAGAGACAAAGGAAGACGAAGAAGAGGAGGGAAUAACCGGGAAAGAUUCUCCUACGAUUACGCCAGACACUUUGGUCACUAAUAAUAGCAGUAUUCAAUUAAACGGUGUUAAAGACACGACAAACAAGGCUAAGAAAGAAGAGUUGAUUACAAACAACGAUCUUUCUAUCGAGAUUUCAUCUGGUACAAAUGUCUUACUAAAGAAUUAUGACAAUGGAGGAGUAAAUCUUGCCAAAAUGAGUUGCUUGAUGCUUGUGUCAGCAUUAGCUCAAGCAUUCGGUUCUAAUGAAUUCACAGAACAAGUGCUGCCUAUAAUUGAAAGCUUAGUGGCUGAUUCUAUGCUAUAUGUUAGAAAAGAAGCUGCUGCUGCUAUAGGAAAUGUUGCACUUGUUGCACCUCCUUCUGUUGUUGUUAAAAGACUGUUGCCCCUCUAUCUGACUUUAUCAGUGGAUACAAUUUGGCAUGUAAGAAAAUCAUGUGUAUUUACCUUACCACUUUUGUGUGAAGCGCUACCUUAUGAAAUCAAAAAGAAAGUUGCAGUAGACAGUGUUGAAUUGUUCAAGAACGAUGCUUCUAGAAAUGUACGCAACUCACUAUCGGAUAUUAUGGGUGAACUUAUAUCCAAGUUUCUGCCUCCUGACUGGAAAGAAACUGGCCGUUCUGGUGAUGUGCCUAAACCGCUUUUAGAAUUCUUUAUAUCUCUAGGAAAUACCACGGUGUCAAAUGCCAAUCAAAUGUUCAAAGUUGAUACAGAGCGUAUUCACAGUUGUGCUUACAAUUUUCCUGCUGUGGUCUUGACUGCUGGUCGAGACUAUUGGGAUUCACACUUUAAAGAUACCUAUUUGGUACUGACAAAAAAUUACCAACUCAAGGUGAGACGCACAUUCGCUUAUUCAUUACAUGAAAUUGCGCGAGUUAUUGGGCCCGAAAGAACAGAACGCGAUCUUGUACAGAUAUUUGCUUUGUAUUUGAUGGACUUGGAUGAUGUGAAGCAAGGUGUGCUGGAGCAUUUGUUUGAUUUUCUAAGUGUGUUGGAUGUCAGCUCUAGAAACGAAUAUAUUCCUAUCUUGGCCGAAGUCUGGGAUGGUGUCAUGAACAAUUGGCAUUUGAGAAAUAUUCUUACAAGCCAGCUUCGAGAUAUUGCUAUGCUUUUUGAUGCAUCUCGAGUGGUAGAACAUAUCCUGCCUUUAGCUAUCAGAACAUGCCAUGAUGAAUAUGCCGGAGUAAGAGAAACUGGUGUGGAUAUUUUUCCUACUAUUCUAGAUAUUGUCAAAAGAACUGUGGAUGAAGGAGGCGAGAAUCUGUCAUUUAUCGGGGAUGAAAAUGUGGAAGAAGAAGAAGAUCAGUUUAUUCAAAAGCAAAAGUAUGCGCUAGCACUCUUAAGUCAUGUCAUGGAGAAACUAGAUGAGCUAGUUCGGUUGCCAGGAUAUCGUACUCGACUUAUAUUUGUCCAGAUUUGCAAAUCUUUACUAGAGGCGGGUAUUAGUCCUACAGACUUUGCAUCUUUCUUUUUGCCAAGAAUAGCAUUACUAGCCAAAGACCCUGUAGUUAAUGUACGAAUUGCCGUCUCCAAGGCAAUGCAAACAUUGUGUUCUAUAGAUGGCUACAAGCAAGAUUUAGAAGCAAUAGCAUACCUAGAUGAAGUCGCUUUAGAAGAAAACUCAAGUCCUUGUCAAAUGCUACAAGAUAUACUCCAUUAUUUAUCUACAGAUGAGGAUUCUGAUGUUCGCUUUUACAUCUCAGAGUUUGUGUCUGAGAAACUUGUUGAAGAUCUGCAAAUCACAUCAACAAGAGAAAAUGAUUGGGUGCAAACAGAAGCCACAAACAAGAAGCAGGCAGAGUUUGUCUCUUCUCCUCCAGAUAUACCUGCACAUCUGAUUUUACCAUCCGCUCAUUCUCAAGAAUAUUCUAAUAAUGACCCAAUGAUGACUGAUGCUGAAAAAACAAUAGAAUCAGUAGCUCUGUCGCCAAAAGAAGUGUUUGAUGCGCUUAGUGAGGAUUAUAUGGAUGAAACUGCAUCAGUAGAAUCACCGAUGGAAAUUGUGGAGGAUAAUGACAUUAACGAUACAAAAGAAGGGCAUUCUGUUAUGUUACAUAGUAAAAUGAAUGAUCAAGAAGUCUCUUCUUUCCCUCAAGAUAGUGUAUCUAUUGAAGAUCAUGAUUAUGAUGGAGACCUAAUUAUGAUAGGAGAAUAUGAUGCUACUUGUUCUGAGAAAGAAAGCACAGAAGUUAAAGAGAAGGCACAGCAUGUUUUCUUGUCCAAAAUUACAGCACAUGUUGUCAUAAGUAGUCCUCAAAGUACGCCAGCAAAAAUGGCCGUAUUAUCAUCUAAUGAAGCCUAACUAUUCAUAUUAUUUGACUAUAUAUUAUAUAUACUUUUACAUACCUCAUAUUUGUUUAUUAAUUCCUUAAUCUGCUAAAAAUAAAGUGCCU